Molecule: messenger RNA, 1878 nt
Organism: Triticum aestivum (bread wheat)
Lineage: Eukaryota; Viridiplantae; Streptophyta; Magnoliopsida; Poales; Poaceae
Source: RefSeq, a predicted model, not a curated record
UCCCUUCCCAGAUCCCCCCACCCUCUCCCCUCCCUCGCCACCGAACCACCAUACACCGAGCAGCCUCAGCUUCAUUCUCCUCUCUUCCCAUUCGGUCCCCGCGACUCGCUCCAGCCACAUGCCACUGCCCCGUGAUCCUCUUGCCGCCGCUGCCAUUCCAUUCCUCCCCACGACCUGCCGUGCUGAUGAUGGACGACCCGCCGCCCUCCUCGCUCCACCGGCUUCCCGUGCCGCCGCCGCCGCCGCUGCUGCUUCUGCUUCUGUUGAUGCUGGUCUCCGUCUCCUGCCCGCUCGCCCGCGCCGCCGCAGCGGCUGGAGGAGGACUUGGUGGUGCUCAGGAAUGGGGCGCGAGCACGGACGCCGCUUCCGUUGAACUCAGAAAUUCGCAUCCAAGAAGACUGCUACAGAUAACCUUCCCACCAUCUCUCAUGCCGCCGACUCGAGCUCCUGGCCACAAGAAGCGCGGGCGUCACCCAAGAGCACCCUCGCCCGCUCCAUCGCCGUCGCCGUUCGCCGCUCCGCCGAAAGCCUCGCCAUUGUUAGCCCCUCCACAUGUGGUCAGGCCUCUGCCUUCCACCCCACAGCCAAGUCAUGAUCCUCAAGUUGCUGCCCCAGUCAACCCUUUGCAUAGGCAUUCCUGGAGAGCCUACGGUUUGGUCACGGCGGGUGGUGCAGCUCUCCUUGUCAUGACAGCGGCGUUUGCUGUGUACUGCCGGGCGAAGAAAGUGGGUACUGUGAGGCCUUGGGUCACAGGGCUAAGCGGGCAACUGCAGCGAGCAUUUGUGACAGGUGUGCCUUCACUGAAACGGUCAGAGCUGGAAGCAGCCUGUGAGGAUUUCAGCAAUAUAAUUGGUUCUACGGCUAACUGCAUGUUGUAUAAGGGAACAUUGUCAAGCGGAGUCGAAAUAGCGGUUGUGUCAAGUUUAAUAUCAUCUAAGAAUGAUUGGUCAAAAGAAUGUGAAUCCCAGUACAGGAAAAAGAUCUCGAGUUUAUCCAAAGUGGGCCACAAGAAUUUUAUAAAUCUGCUUGGCUACUGUGAAGAAGAAAAUCCUUUCACCAGAGCUAUGGUGUUUGAAUAUGCUCCAAAUGGAACCCUUUUCGAGCAUCUCCAUGUUAGAGAAGCUGAGAAUCUGGACUGGAUGGCACGACUUAGAAUAUCGAUGGGGAUAGCAUAUUGUCUCGAGCAAAUGCACAAGCUCAAUCCACCCGUCGUGCCAAGGAGCUUCAGCUCAACAACUAUCCACCUCACCGAUGAUUUCGCCGCAAAGGUUUCAGAUCUUGAUUUCUGGAAUGGCACCAAGGGAUCCGAUUCCGUCACCGAGGGCUGCACCAUGUUGGACACGGAGAGCAUCGUGCAUCAGUAUGGCAUUAUACUGCUGGAGAUAUUAACCGGGAGAGUACCCUUCCCUGAGCAAGACCUGCCACUUGAACAGUGGGCGUCCAUCUAUUUUGAAGGCAAGAUGCCUCUUGCAGAGCUGAUGUACUCGAGCCUGGGCUCCUUCCCUGAAGAAACCGCGCGCGCGUUGUGCGACGUCGCGAGGUCCUGCAUCGACCCGGACCCGAGCAAGAGACCGCGGAUGGCGCAGGUGGCGGCGCAGAUGAAGGAGAUCACAGCGGUGGGGCCUGAGGGCGCGACUCCGAAGGUGUCGCCGCUGUGGUGGGCUGAGCUUGAGAUCAUGUCUGCUGAAGCUACCUGAAUGGUGAAUCCCUUGGGCAGUCUAUUUCCCCUGUUAUGAUCAUGGAUUCUUUGGUUUGCUUUGUUGUUCCUUGUACUGGAAAGUUGGCUGUGGCUUUGAGCUUGAACGUGUAGUAGUGGCAUUGUAAUGAGGUGUCCUGCCAGCAAAUUUAGUGAGAGUAAACGGGGAGAUGUGUGGUUUA